AUGAGUAAGUUUAUACAAUACCGCUCCUUUCCUCCCAUUUCUCUUGGCACUUUCUGCCAGCCUAUUCAGCUCGGCGGUCUAGGGGUCCUUGAUCCUCAGGUUCAACAGGCUGCUCUUCAGUUGCACUGGCUCCGGCCUCUCGUCUGCUCUCCGCUGUCCCCCUCUGGCCUGGUCCCGCCUUGGUUCUCUUACGUCCUCCGCCUCGACUCCUCAUCUGCUGAUCCACUCGUUCCUUUGAUAUUUCCAUCUCUCCAAUCCUCUCAUCAGCGUGAUUUCGACUCUCCUCUGGCCACCCUACUUGCUGCCAUUGAUCUUCUCCCUCACAACUUCUCUGACGUGGUAGUCAACCUCCCCACCUGUCUCUCUCUGCCUCUCUCCUAUAUCACUACCGCACAACCAGACCACCCUCCCUUUCCAUCUGCAUGGCGCGAUCUCCGGGUUUCUGACGCCUAUGAAGUAGAUCCUAGUUUUGGCGUGCUUGCCCAACGCCCCCUCCACCGCAUACUCCAUCGUCCUAUUGUCCUUCACCGGUUCUUCGAACGUCUCUACACUCGCUCUCUUGUCUUGCACCCUGUCUUGUAUCGUGCCACCAUUCCCCCCGCGAUCUGUGCCAUACAGUUUCCUUUGCUAGAUAUGCCUUCCGGUACAGCUGUCGAUGUGCGUCCUUUCUUGAUGGCUCUUGUCCCCGGCAUCCCUUGGCAUCAUUUGUCCACCCAGUCUUUCCGCCUACUCUGCAAUUUCCACUCCAAAUCCGCACGCCCCAUAAGCCCCACACUCGUCCCUCGCCAGCUUCGUCGGUUUUGGUCCUUCCCCCUGCUGCAUGGGGCCCGCAACGUUUGGUUUCGUGCCUUGCACAAGAACAUUCCUUGCCGUUCUCGCCUCAAUUCUAGGAUCUCUACCGCUUUCCCAGACCCAUCCUGUGCCCUCUGCUCUCACCCUCUGGACAAUCAAACUCAUUUUUUGUUCCAGUGUCCGGUCAAACUGUCCGUAUGGUCGUCAACCUGGACAUUGUACUUUGCCCAGACCGCGACACCCACUGUCUUGCUUUCUGGUUUGCAAUCCUUCACAUUCCCUCCUUGCACCGAUUCUUCUCUUUCUGCUGCCUCAAUUUUUGGCUGCACGCUGCUGGCUAUAUGGCACCAUCAUUGGCUGUUCAUAUUUGAUCACGUUCCUUUUGUCUCCUCCGCUGUCUUUUCCACUGCUUCCUCUCUUCUCGACCGCCUCAAGAGCGAACUUGCUCUCGACUUUCCCCCCCUUUAG
Phycomyces blakesleeanus NRRL 1555(-) is the source of this 1260-nucleotide messenger RNA. RefSeq lists its product as hypothetical. Lineage: Eukaryota; Fungi; Mucoromycota; Mucoromycetes; Mucorales; Phycomycetaceae. The transcript has a single exon. The record is from RefSeq and is a predicted model, not a curated record. Bases 1 to 1260 code for a protein of 419 amino acids.